This is a messenger RNA of Rhinopithecus roxellana (golden snub-nosed monkey), 7601 nucleotides long. RefSeq names its product G protein-coupled receptor 180 (gene GPR180). Gene Ontology annotation, biological process: G protein-coupled receptor signaling pathway; response to pheromone. The coding region runs from base 323 to 1645 and encodes 440 amino acids. The transcript has 9 exons. Lineage: Eukaryota; Metazoa; Chordata; Mammalia; Primates; Cercopithecidae. The record is from RefSeq and is a predicted model, not a curated record.
AGUAGCAAGACGUGCUAGGCGAUGAGGGAGAUGAGUUUUCCAUAACCUGAAGCAACAUCCUCCUGAUUCCUCAUUAAAGAAAAAGGCGGGAACUAGUCAAAAGCCGGGGAGUGAUGGGACGCUCGGAUCUGCGCGUCCCGCCCAUUUCGGCCUCUGAUUGGUGAAUGUCUUUGGCUCGUGGCAGAGGAGCCCGCCUCAUUGGUUCUCAGGCUCCAGAGCCGCAGGUCUCCAGCGCCGACCCCGCCUCCCCCAGCUGCCUACGUGGGGCGGGCAGCCGCGGGUAGUUGGGUGCCGAGGCGUCGGUGCGGAGCGGGAGACGGGCAUGGGGGGGCUGCGGCUGCUGGCGGUGGCCCUCACGUGCUGCUGGUGGCCGCAGGGUAGCCAGGGUAAGACCCUGCGGGGCAGCUUCAGCAGCACCGCGGCCCAGGACGCCCAGGGCCAGCGCAUCGGCCACUUCGAGUUCCAUGGUGACCAUGCUCUUCUGUGUGUCAGAAUCAACAACAUAGCAGUAGCUGUUGGAAAAGAAGCUAAACUCUACCUGUUCCAAGCCCAGGAAUGGCUAAAGCUACAGCAAAGCAGUCCUGGUUAUAGCUGUAGUGAAAAAUUAUCCAAAGCUCAGUUGACAAUGACCAUGAACCAGACUGAACAUAAUCUGACAGUGUCCCAGAUUCCAUCUCCACAAACGUGGCAUGUGUUUUAUGCAGACAAGUAUACGUGCCAAGAUGACAAGGAGAAUUCUCAGGUGGAAGAUAUCCCAUUUGAAAUGGUGUUACUAAACCCAGAUGCCGAAGGGAAUCCAUUUGAUCAUUUUAGUGCUGGAGAAUCUGGGUUACAUGAGUUCUUUUUCCUCCUAGUCCUAGUGUACUUUGUGAUUGCUUGCAUUUAUGCUCAAUCAUUGUGGCAGGCUAUUAAGAAAGGAGGACCCAUGCACAUGAUUUUAAAGGUUCUGACAACUGCCUUGCUGUUACAAGCUGGUUCAGCUUUAGCUAAUUACAUUCAUUUCUCCAGUUACUCCAAAGAUGGAAUAGGGGUACCAUUUAUGGGAAGUUUGGCAGAAUUUCUUGACAUCGCUUCCCAAAUUCAGAUGUUAUACUUGCUUUUGAGUCUAUGCAUGGGUUGGACGAUAGUCAGAAUGAAGAAGUCGCAAAGCAGACCUCUGCAGUGGGAUUCUACGCCUGCAUCCACUGGCAUUGCGGUGGUCAUCGUCAUGACACAGAGUGUUUUGCUACUUUGGGAACAGUUUGAAGAUACCAGUCAUCAUAGCUACCAUUCACACCACAACUUAGCAGGGAUCCUGCUAAUCAUUCUAAGAAUUUGCCUAGCAUUGUCAUUAGGCUGUGGACUCUAUCAGAUCAUCACAGUGGAGAGAAGUACGCUCAAAAGGGAGUUCUACUUCACAUUUGCCAAAGGCUGUAUCUUGUGGUUUUUAUGCCAUCCGGUUCUUGCAUGCAUUUCUGUCAUUUUUAGCGACUACCAAAGAGACAAGGUUAUUACAAUAGGUGUUAUCCUUUGCCAGUCUGUUUCCAUGGUUAUUCUCUACAGACUCUUUCUAUCUCACAGUCUAUAUUGGGAAGUUUCUUCACUUUCUUCAGUAACACUACCACUGACCAUAUCAUCUGGACACAAAAGUCGCCCUCAUUUCUGAUACUUGAUAUUUGUUGAGAGGAAAAGUGAAUUGGUUUAAAAGAGUGCAAUAAGGAUCCAAAUACAGUUACUUUUUUUUCAUACAUUUAGUAUGAAAACUUGAACAGCGAAAGCAGAGCACGUUAUUUAUAUAACUGCAUUUAAGCAGUACCAAGACUGAAAAAAAGGUAAUAAAUGAAAUGUUUUGAAAUAUACUUAAACAACAAACUUUGAAGAAAGUGUUGUUAUAAAAUGAUUGAAGCAAUUUCUAUAUGGAAAUAAAUGUGAAAAAUAACUAUAUGCUAUUUUGGUAAAAUAUUCACCACUUAUAAUGCCUCAUCUUAAUAGCUAACUCAGGUUUAAUAGUCUUAUAAAAAGUAAUCAGUUAAAUGAUUACUUGCUUAUAAAUACCUAAACUAGUCCAGUUAUGAAAUCAGUGUAAUACAUUGAUUUUAAAAACUGCUGCUUUUCAUGCUUUAAGGAAAUGCAUUUCAUAUUUGAGUUUAAAGGAACUGAAAUUACUUCAGGAAAUGAAUAUAAAAUAUGUUCUCAGUUAAAUAUCUAAGCUUUUGUUUAUUUGUGGGUGGAGUUAUUCUCCAAUUUUUUUCUGCUAUUUUUGGCUCUAGUUCAGGUUUUAGCUUGAUUAGCAAAGGUUCUUGACAAACAGUUUAUGAAAAAAUAAAAUUUAAAUACAUUACACGGGUUGUAAAGACAAAGGAUUUUAAAAUCUGAGCACUUAGGUGAAGGGACAAGCAGGUUUAUGUGGUUAAAAAGAAAGAAGGGAAAAGGUACUAUGUGAUACGGUACUGAAAUUUUGAUCCCAAUAGAAUUCAUUUCUCUUACAUUGAAUCCCCAAUCAUAAUUAAGCCGUAUACACAGAUUAAAUUAACAGAAGCAUUUCAUAUAAAUGUUGGUUUCAGUCAUCAACUACCCAUGAAUUCCUGCCCAAGGAUACUUAAUCAGGAUUAAAUUUUCUAUGAAUAAUUGAAAAACAAAACACUCACUGGAUUUGUUAUAAUCCGUGUUGGCACUGGAUUGUAAGUAGUUGCCAUCUUGAAUCCUUUGUAAUAAAGCCAUAUGUGUGCGUGUGUGUGUGUGUGUGUGUGUGUGUGUGUGUGUGUGUGUGUGUGAUGCCCCAGUAUUGAGUAUGCUAGCUAAAAAUAUAUCAAGUGCCUGAUUAAAGAAUUGCUAAAUGGUUGUCGAUAAUCGCUGUAUAAAAUGAGUAUUACCAUUAAUGGUCACUGAUUGGAAAUUAUUCUGUUGCUGUUUGUCAAGCUGUUCAGGCCUUUUCCUUUUUACUUCUGGCUUAUUUUAAAAAUACUUUUUAUCUACUUACUGUAUGUUUAAGCAAGAAACAGUGCACUGAUCUGGUAGUUAAAUUUUUCAGUUAAAUAGUUAAAAUAAUGUAGUGCAACUGAAAAAUAUCCAUGGCUUUGUUUUUGCUUUUUCCCUUGUACCUAGUCUCAUUGGAAAUGACUAGUAUUCUGCCUCAUUUUCAGGGCAGAAUAUGUGUUUGUGACCCAAAGUGACAAAGUUACAAAAUUCAACCUGCUCACUAAAUCAUAUCUCUUUUAGUUCUUUGUAAAUCAUUUAGUAAAUUAGAGCUACAGGUUAAGACUAGAAAGUCUGAGUUACGUUUUAGGUAUACAUGAUCGUCUGAGUGGUCAUAACCUUUUCUUUUAUCAUGACUCCCUAAUAACCCCAGCUAUUGUCUGUUGUGUUCAGCUGAGAUGCAAAAAAGAAAGUAAGCAAAGAAGAAAAAGGUGAAGCUUUUUCAUAAAUUUUGUGAACUUGCCAAAAGGGGAAGGGAAAAAUCUUUGUGUUAUUUCACUCAAAGAACAUAAGUAACUGCAAUUAACAUAUAUGAAAUUUAUUAGUCUGCUUGCAUUUAUGAAACUAACCAGUUUUUUAAACUUUAAUUCUUAAAUUUGUGGUUGGAAUUGCUGAUAAUUUAUUUUGUUAUUCAAGAGCCGUUGUUAAGCGGAGGAAAGUAGUUGUUAAUAAAUGUAUAAAACUGUUCUUGACUAGUAAUCAGGGACAGAAUUUAUAGUUCAUAAGUCAUGACACAGUGUCCCCUCUUUUUCUGAAUGUUUACACAGAGAUUCAUCACUGCAGAUUACAGAAGUGUAUACUGCAACCUCUAAUUAAAGAUAAAAAUCUUUUCUACUUUUCUUUGUCAGAUAAUGCUUUUUUAUGUGUUUUUAUGUUUUUGGAAAGAAGAUAAAUGGUUCAUGCAGAGCUUUAUUAAGAAGCAUUUCUUUUCUUCCCUUAAAAAAUAGAUGUUUAUUUUUAUUGAUGUAUGUAUAAUAAGAUGGGUGCCUACUGUGAUGCAUUUUACCAAGCAUUUUACCUUAAUUAUUACUAAUCUCUGUUGUAAUAACCAAACUCCCAUUUAACUGAGUAUAAGGGAGAAUAAAUGAUUUCUCAAAGGUCACCAAACUAUUUAGUUUUUCCAUUUUACCUUCAUGAUUUAAGGAACACGUAUUAGCUGUGUUUUAGUGAGAAUGAAUUGCUAUCCAUCAUAAUUUUCACUGUUGAUUUGAAUGUUAAAACUAGAAUUGUGCUAAAAUCAGAACAUGAGCUUGAAUAUCUGUAAGACCUCAGCACACUUCAGUAUUUGAACCUGGCUUUUAGCUAGACAGUAUUACUAGCAGGAGAGUUAACCUAGGCAGAAGAGCUUGCUUUAGGGUAAUUAUUUAUGAUCUCCAGUAAAGUCAGUCACAUCUGAUGAACAUAGGAGAUACACAAAUCUGAGAUCAUCUCUAAAAUAAUGAGACUAGAACCUAUCUAUCAACAUGAACAUGGGCUCCUUCAGCAUGUUUUUUCUAGGAGACUGCACGUUCUUUGGAAUUUGGAAAUCUGGAAUUAUCUGUGAAACAUUUUCUUAAAUAGCUUCUGUGGUAUCAAAUCAUUGAAGUUGUUUUUUGUUUGUUUUGAGAAUUGAUAUGAUUGUUAGAAGUAGCCAGAUCUGAAGAGGUAAUACCGUUUUUUAUUCCAAUGUGUAUUUGUGAAUUGAGACUAAAAUAAUGAGAUUGGUUUUCCUCUGUGAUCUGAAAGUAGUGUGGUAGAAGCACCGUAGCUUGAUCUCUUGCAAUAGCUCUCUAAGUAAUACUAUGACCUCCACACUUGGGCAGCCUUCUGCACAGCUCCAGGGGCAUCAUAUGUGUUGUGCUGUAGGAGUGCCAUGAAGCCUGGAGGGGGAGGAAAGAAGUGGUCCUGCCCACUAGGGCCAUUCUCCACAAUGUAGCCAAAACAAUCUCUUAAAAAUGGAAAUAAUCUGGAUGAUGAGCAUACAGAAAUUCUUUGUGCUAAUCUUACAACUUUUUUGUAAGUUUGAAAUUAUUUCAAAAAGUUUAAAAAUCAUAUAAAUCAGAUCAAACUACUACUUCCCUGACAAAAACCCUCCAUGUGCCUCUCAUUGCACUUAGGAAAAGAAGUCCUCGCUCAUUACUAUGUUCUGCAAGGCCCAUAUGAUCUGGUUAUCUCUUAAUUUGUACCACUCUUACACACAUAUCCCAACCUCAUUGUCCUUCAUCAAAAAAAGAUCUAGCUUAUAUCACAGCCUCAGAUACUUGGCACUAGCCAUCUUCUCUGCCGGGGACAUUCUCUUCCAAAUCUUGGCAUGGUUGGAUGGCUGAAUCCUCAUCCUUCAGGUUCUCAGCUCAGAUGUCUUUGAGAGAACUCACAUCAUCUGUAGUGGAUUUAUAUGGUACAGUUUAGUCAACCUGGAGAUAGGUUCCACAGAAUUCUCUUCCAUGCAUAAUUUCAGGACAAUGUAGGCCAUGAGAAAUGUUUGAUACAAGAUAUAGAAGGCAGAAGUAAAGUAGCAGCCAGAUCUGGAUUCUUUUUAUAAGUGGAAGGACCAGACAAGGCACAAGGCACUGUUGCAGCUUAUCCACAUUAUUGCUUAUCUGUUGGCUUAUCUUGGCCUGUGGGACAACAGCCAGGCCCACAGGAACACCAGUUCCUGCUGGAACGCCUCCUUCAGCUUCUCUGGCUCCUGGGCCAGGUGUGCCCUUUACUCUGAUAAAGGGUGCCAGCUUCUGCUGGACAACUCCAUCAUUCACACUGGAGGAUUGGAGGCAGUGAGAGACCUGUAUGGCUUCCCGUCCAUCCUCACAAGUUCCACUCAAUUCCCACAGGUUCUACUCAUCCUAGCAAGUUCCUUGCUUACCCCAUUUCCCUUCUCUUCCCUUUUCAACUGCCAGGCACAAAAGAAACCGCCUCCUAUAAUCCUUAUAAUAAGUCCCUUAUUUUGAAUAUUAAGAUAGGUAUGUGUGUUAGAUCCUAGUGAUUCUUUUCUGAUCAGACCCUGAUUAACAUGCAGUCCUAUCUAAUGCUAUUCCCCCAUCCUAGUUCUAUCAUAUCAUCCCUUUUUUUGUUUCUUGUACUUAGCUGGUUUAUCUUUGUCAUCUCUCAAAUUAGAAUAUAAAUUUUAAGUGAGUUUGUCUCUAUUGUUCAUUGCUGUAUGCCUAAUACUAGGACACUCCCUGGUACAUACUAGAUGCUCAAAAAUAUUUUUGAGUGAAUGAAUGAAGGCAAUGCUGAAAAGUUCCAAAUCUGUGCUUACUAGUGUAGUAUUAAUUAUAUAAUAGAAGCGCCCAUAGUGACUUCAGUAAUGCCUUGCCUAUUCUUUAUUCAAUUGUAUGGAACUUGGUAGUGUGUAAAAAUCUUGACUAGUCAAGUAGUUGUUAUAAAACAUCAAUUAUGAGAGUAUUUCUCAAGUUCUCACAGAGGCAGUUUCUCUUUAUUUUAUGUAGUCCUGUAAUAGGACCAUGUGUCUGGUUUCUUGGCCUACCACAACUAGAAGCACUAAUUUAAAAGAGAAAUUUCUAGUCAGCUAGAGGAGGGAAUGUUGACAGUAGUCAGAAGCAGCUAGGAAAAGAUAGGAAAACUAGAAAUGAUAAUAACACUCAAACUGCAGCAGCCUGGGGUCAUGUAGUGUAGGUGAAAUCAAGCCCUGUGUUGUGUAUCUCAGUAGACUCUUAAGAGAUUUGUUGUUCAAUAUAUUCAUGACAGUGACUGAUCGUAAUCAAGAAGAUAUUAAGUUAUAAAUUAUGUUCAGUAGCCUCUAAAAAGUAUGCGAAAACCUUGUAAUGUUUUCUUCUUGUUAAACAGGUAAUAUACACAUUGUACAAAAAUCAGAAAGUUGAAAAAGGUGGGAAAAAGAAGUUCUCUCAUUCAUUUCCCUUUCCUGGAUCCAAUCUCUGUUACCAUUUAUCUUUCUAGAAAUGGCCCCAUGCACAUAUAAACAUAUAUGAAACACAAAUUUUAGCAUACCAUUCAGAAUUUUGCACAUUCAGCAAUUUAUUCUGUAGUCCUACCUACAGUUGUCCCAUUUUUUUCACCGAUUGCAUAGAACUCCAUUAUAUGGAUGUACUUUGAUUUUUGCAGAGAACCAGUUCUGUUACUGCACAUUGCUGGUUUCCAGUCUUUUGCUAAUACAGACAAGGCUGAAAUUAAGACUGUAAUCAAGUAUUUGCCAAGGCUUCCUCCCCUGCUCCCAAAAUGCCUCCACUCCAGGUUCUAGGUCUAGAUCCUUGGGAUUUUCUAGGUGAUAGAAGUAUCUUUGUUAUUCAUAGUAAGCUCUCUGAUAGUUAUUCUAACAAGAUGACUCAGAUAGGGGCUGGCCACACCAGAAGACCAACCAUCGGAUUAGAGGGUUGGAGUUUAGAGUUGUAUGAUAUUAGCCCAACAUCUGAGGUGGAGAGAGGGGUUAGAGAUUGAGUUCAGCUUUGUAUAGAGAUUGAGUCAAUCAAUCAUGCCUGUAAUGAAACCCCGAGAGAAGCUCUGGUCAGUAACACUCAAGUGAACUUUCCCAGUCGGCAAUACUCUGGUGUGUUCUAGGAGGGUGACAUGUCCCCAAGAACACAGAAACUGUAUUCGGGAUUCCCUACUCCUUGCUCUAUAUAUGUCUUCUUUUGGCUGUUCUGAUCUGUAUCCUUUUGCUAUAAUAAACUAUAAUUGUAUGCAUAGCA